Polypterus senegalus (gray bichir) is the source of this 2775-nucleotide messenger RNA. RefSeq names its product LIM/homeobox protein Lhx1. Gene Ontology annotation, molecular function: DNA-binding transcription factor activity, RNA polymerase II-specific; RNA polymerase II transcription regulatory region sequence-specific DNA binding. The transcript is spliced from 5 exons. Gene Ontology annotation, cellular component: nucleus. Gene Ontology annotation, biological process: neuron differentiation; regulation of transcription by RNA polymerase II. The record is from RefSeq and is a predicted model, not a curated record. Bases 582 to 1802 code for a protein of 406 amino acids. NCBI's taxonomy places the organism in Eukaryota, Metazoa, Chordata, Cladistia, Polypteriformes, Polypteridae.
UAACAUGCACACUAGUAGCGUUUGAACCAGGAGCAUCUUUAGAGUGUCUCUCACACACAUAUUUUUAACUUUAAAUAAACACUGGACAGAAGGAGCGGCAAAGUGUUUCUAAAACGAUUCGUGAAAUGCCAGCUACAACUGCACCUGUUUACUUUUGGGUAGACGCGGCUGAGCAGGACACAUUCAAUGCGUGAGAGAUGUUAGUUACCUCUUCUGAUGGUGCUGGUGGUACUCCGAGAGAAGCUCCUUUUAAAAGACAUAUAAAUGCAAACAGGAGGCACGACUGACGCUCUACGCACAUACUGGUGGUUUUUCUUUCGAUGUUCCUUUUCUUUUUUCUCUUCUUUUUUUUAACCUGGACAGGAAGUUGUCGUGGCUUCAGGGUACUACCUCAAACCCAAGAAUUCAUCGAGCUUUGCCUGGAGCCUUGGCAUUUUGGCUAAAGACAAAUUAAUUUACAAUCUUCUACAGUAUUCGACCAGAGGACCUCAUACUUGAAAAGAACCAAAGGCGCCCCACUGAAGGCUACUCUUAAGAUCAACCUAGAGACGCGGUUACAAGUGGGACUACAUCCAAAGACGAUGGUUCACUGUGCCGGCUGCGACAGGCCCAUCCUGGACCGCUUUCUGCUAAAUGUCCUGGACAGAGCUUGGCACGUCAAGUGCGUGCAGUGCUGCGAGUGUAAAUGUAAUUUAACCGAAAAAUGUUUUUCCAGGGAAGGAAAGAUCUACUGCAAAAAUGACUUCUUUAGACGCUUUGGUACCAAGUGCGCUGGCUGUGCGCAGGGAAUCUCCCCGAAUGACUUGGUCAGAAGGGCACGGAGCAAAGUAUUUCAUUUGAACUGUUUUACCUGUAUGAUGUGUAACAAGCAGUUGUCCACCGGAGAGGAACUCUAUAUCAUAGACGAAAAUAAAUUUGUGUGUAAAGAGGAUUAUCUAAGUAACAACAGUACUGUUAAAGACACAAACCUUCUCUCAGUUACAGCUUGCAGCGACCCCAGUUUAUCUCCAGAUUCUCAAGACCAGUUACAAGAUGACGUUAAAGACUCUGAAAUAGCAGCCCUUUCGGACAAAGAAGCUGUAAAUAAUGAAAACGACGACCAGAACCUCGGCGGAAAGAGGCGCGGACCCCGGACAACAAUCAAAGCCAAGCAAUUAGAGACACUAAAAGCUGCAUUCGCGGCAACCCCCAAACCCACCAGGCAUAUCAGAGAGCAGCUGGCCCAGGAGACUGGGCUCAACAUGCGGGUCAUACAGGUCUGGUUCCAGAACCGGCGAUCAAAAGAGCGGCGCAUGAAGCAGCUGAGCGCACUCGGGGCGCGGCGACACGCAUUUUUCCGCAGUCCGCGGAGGAUGAGGACCCUGGUCGACCGACUGGAGCCCGGGGAGCUCCUCCCGAAUGGGGCUUUUUCGUACUACGGAGACUACCAGAGUGAAUACUAUGGCCCAGGAAGCAAUUAUGAUUUUUUCCCCCAAGGACCCCCAUCAUCUCAAGCUCAAACCCCAGUGGACCUUCCCUUUGUGCCAUCCUCUGGACCUGCUGGCACUCCUCUCGGAGGAAUGGACCAUCCUUUGCCGGGCCACCACCCUUCCAGUGAUGUGCAGCGAUUUUCUGACAUACUUUCGCACCAUCCUGGAGACUCACCCAGCCCGGAGCCAGGCAUCCCAGGUCCCCUGCACAAUAUUUCCUCAGAGGUGUUUGGUCCAAGCCCCACUUUCACGUCUUUGUCAAUGAACAGCGGUGGAUAUGCCAACCAUUUGUCUCAUCCUCCGGCAGAAAUGAGUGAGGCUGCUGUAUGGUAGCCAUGGGAGCACGUCACGGACCAUGAGCAGCAGUGGGACUUGUAUACAUUUUACAUGGUAUUGUCCUUAAUGUACAAUAUAGACAAGUGAUAACUCAAACUGCGCUCUUACACUGCGUGCGGCUUGGACUGUAAGGCUCAGCGUCAUAUGUCAUCUGAUGCGGUUCGCUCACAGCAGCCCCAGUGAAGCUGGUCUUUUUCUACAAGAAAUAUCUGAGUCCAAGUGGAGAAGACAGAGAGAGAGAGAGAGAGAGAGCACCUUUGACAGGAUAUCCAAGAAAGGACCCAACACCAUUCACCGACCACCUACUCGCAGCAGCUGGCAUACCUGCAUGUUAGCCUGGUGAAUACUGAAACCUCUCUGCCUUCUGGGCUCGGGACACUUUAACAUGACAGUGCUUCUGAAGGUAAUCGGUGACUACGCUUUGGCAACCCAAGUGAGUUUUUAAAAUGUCCACCAAAUCUGGUCUAGUUUGCCUUCAAAAGGCAAACUAUAAAAUGUUAUGAAUGGACAGUAAAGUAUUAAUGGCAGUACAUUUGGAAUGUUAACAUUUGAAGCCUACCUGCUGUAAUAACAGAUGGCAAACACUGACAGAGAGAACUGAGAGCAGUCAACUGUUUACGUAAUUCAUUAAAUUCAGGAGUUAAAGUGUAAACCACAUUUUAAAACCUCUUGAUCCAGAACAAAAAAAAAAAAAAAAGUUUGAAGCAAGCAACCAAACUUUUCUAUUAAUUUUAUUUAUAAUGUAUGAAAACGUUUGCCAGGCUUGUGGUUCACUGUGCUAGUUUGUACAAGCUGUUGUUUACAAAAUUUAGAAAAUGACAAUAAUAAUAAUAAGAAUAAUAUUAAAAACACAAGCAAGUAGACAGUUGCCAAAUGAAACAGAGCACAAUUACUGGCAAUGUGCUUUGUACCCUCGUGCUGACAGUGUUGAAACAAAGUGUUUGUGUGUUCAAAAAAAAAAAAAAAAAAA